Messenger RNA from Centropristis striata (black sea bass), 2558 nucleotides. RefSeq names its product phosphoribosyl pyrophosphate amidotransferase (gene ppat). Gene Ontology annotation, biological process: purine nucleotide biosynthetic process; purine nucleobase biosynthetic process. The record is from RefSeq and is a predicted model, not a curated record. The transcript is spliced from 11 exons. NCBI's taxonomy places the organism in Eukaryota, Metazoa, Chordata, Actinopteri, Perciformes, Serranidae. Gene Ontology annotation, molecular function: amidophosphoribosyltransferase activity. The coding region runs from base 457 to 1992 and encodes 511 amino acids.
GACCCCAUUUUCUCUCUGACAAGAAGGUUGAUUUAAACAUUUUAUCAAGAGAAAACAAUUGGCCGCUCAACCAAAUCGAUUUAUCAGAUUUAGACAAGUUGCUGCCCUCAUUAAAACACACCACGUGUGAUAGGGCAGUUCAAUAUGUUUGAUUAGACACGUUUUGAUAAUGUGAUAUCACUCACAGUGGUCUGUUCCUCUGUUAAAGCUCCACUCAAGUGUUUUGGGUUUUUUUCGUUUAACUUUUUUUCUUCUCGGGACUCGUGAUUUCGCGGAAACUUCAACCAUGUCCUCUGAGUUUAUGUUGUUUUAACGAGCCGCGUUGUACGCUUUAGUCAACUUGUUGCACGUGCUCGGUCUUUGCUAUUAGAUUGUACGCACGAGCUUUAUUGCCCAGGCAACCAAGCACGAGACUGACCGCCUGGUUACCGGAGGAACGAGACAGACCGCGACGGGAUGGAGUUCGAGGAGUCCGGUAUCGGGGAAGAGUGCGGGGUUUUCGGAUGUGUGGCAGCCGGGGAGUGGCCCACACAGCUGGAGGUGGCUCAGGUCUUAACUCUGGGGCUGGUGGCCUUACAGCACAGGGGUCAAGAAAGUGCUGGGGUUGUCACAAGUGAUGGGGCCAGUCCACCCACAUACACAACCCACAAGGGAAUGGGAUUAGUGAGCAGUGCUUUCCCACCCGAGGCUCUUCUAAAACUGCGCUAUGGUAACCUCGGUAUUUGUCACACACGCUAUUCAACUACUGGGAUCUCAGAGCUGCAGAACUGCCAGCCCUUUGUGGUGGAUACACUGCAUGGCAGGAUUGCUGUAGCGCAUAAUGGAGAGCUGGUUAAUGCUCAUGCCCUGCGGAAAAAGGUAAUGCGUCAUGGUGUGGGCCUCUCCACCAGCUCAGACAGUGAGCUCAUCACCCAACUGCUGGCACUGACUCCACCUAUGGAGGAGCGGGACGCACCAGACUGGGUUGCCAGAAUUAAGAAUCUGAUGACUGAGACCCCUACGUCAUACUCUCUGUUGAUGAUGUUCAAAGAUGUUAUCUAUGCGGUGCGUGACCCUUAUGGAAAUCGCCCCCUCUGUAUUGGACGGAUUGUUCCUGUCUCUAAACUGCACAGUUCAGGUGCAGGAGAAGAGGACACUGAGGGCUGGGUUGUGUCAUCAGAGUCCUGCAGCUUCCAGUCCAUCGGUGCCAGGUAUUACAGAGAGGUCUUGCCAGGAGAGAUAGUCCAGAUAUCCAGGCACGGAGUCAAGACUCUGAGUGUUGUCCCUCGCCCUGAAGGAGACCUUCCUGCCUUCUGCAUAUUUGAAUAUGUUUACUUUGCCAGACCAGACUCUAUUUUUGAAGGACAGAUGGUCUACACUGUCAGGCAGCGCUGUGGUCGGCAGUUAGCCAUCGAGGCUCCAACAGAUGCAGACGUGGUCAGCACUGUGCCAGAGUCUGCAACUCCUGCUGCACUGGGCUACGCUCAGCAGUCUGGGCUGCCGUAUAUAGAGGUUCUGUGUAAGAACCGCUAUGUGGGGAGGACAUUUAUUCAACCGAAUACCCGCUUGAGGCAGCUGGGAGUUGCCAAGAAGUUUGGGGCUUUGACUGACAACUUUGCAGGGAAACGAGUGGUGCUAAUCGAUGACUCCAUCGUCAGAGGCAACACCAUCUCCCCCAUCAUAAAACUGCUGAAGGAGGCCGGUGCAACUGAGGUCCACAUUAGGGUGGCCUCGCCACCAAUCAAACACCCCUGUUACAUGGGUAUCAAUAUUCCAACCAAGGAGGAGCUCAUCGCCAACAAGCCAGAGUUUCAGGAUAUCGCUGGAUACAUAGGUGCUGACAGUGUUCAGUAUCUGACUGUGGAGGGCCUGGUAUCAGCCGUUCAGCAGGGAAUCGCCUCCCUCCAGCAGAAGGACAAGAUGAUCACUUCCAGUGAUUCAGCUCCCAGCAAGAGAGUGGGCCACUGUACUGCCUGCCUGACGGGGAAAUAUCCAGUGGAGCUGGAGUGGUAACACCAUGACCAACCAUUACAGCAGCACUGCGGCUUUACUGGAAGCUCCCACAGCUGAUAUGAAACUUUCUCUGUAGACUGGAAUAGAAGUGGUCAGGCAUUUCAGUACUGCUACCUUGGACACUAAAUGUUUUAUACAGCAAGUUGUCUCUACAGAGGAUCAUUAUCCUGCUGUCUUUCACUAGAGUUGAAAAUGUUACUUUUGGAGACUUGGUGGUUACAGUUUUACCUAGAAACAGUAGUGUAGAAAUGUGCAAGUGUACUACCACACAACAUUGAUGCUUUUGUUUUUCAAGGUUACCAUGUAAAUGUUUUUUUCUUUCUUUCAGAAGUGUUUAAACUAGACUUAACACAUCAGGAGCAUUAGAUAUAUAUGUCAUGUCAGAAAAACGCACAAGGCUUGUGACCAAAAAGGUGUCUUUAUUUUCUUUAUCAAGUUUACUUUUCUACCUAUAUCUAAAAAACAAUUAUGUUCUUUGUUUUGGGUCUGGUUGUUGAAUAGUCUGUUUUCUGAACUUUAAAUCUAUACAUGAAUUUAAUAAAAACAUGAAAUAAUAAACAGAGUAA